AUGCGACAACGGCGAGGUGGUGCAGGCCGGGGGGGGGGGCGGGACGGCCAGCAGCUUGGCAGCGACGUCUGGCGGGGCAGGCCGACGUCUGCCAGGGCGCAGCGACGGCGGCGAGGUCGGCGUUGUCCACAUUACGGACUCCUCGGACAAGACAUGUGUACCCAUUACCUCUUCCUCGUCCAACAUCUUGUCCCCCUCUUAAGGCUCCUUAAGGUUUUAUAUAAAGAAUCAAUCAAUCUCCGUGGCAGGUUCAUGGUAAUCACUCACUCUGAGAAAAAAGAUAUCCUUCAAUUCAUUAAGGUGGCAGGGUUGCGCUUGAUCUUGGUGAACUUGGAGGUGUCGGAGAGGAUGUUGUCUAUUUUAAGUAGACUCCUCAAGACCUUGGCUAAUGCACUAAAUUUUACAGUGCAAAUCUCUAAACCACGAGAUGGAGAAAAGUGGGGACGGCGAUUGUUGAAUGGCAAUUGGACAGGUGCAAUGGGAGAAACCAUGAGAGGAGAAACGGACAUAUCUUUCGCCAAUUACUUUAUUACUGCUGAUCGACUUCGAAUCAUAGACAUGACAAGACCUUACUACAUAGACUACACUUGUUUUAUCACACCAAAACCACAACCUCUUCCACAAUAUUCAGCUGUUUCUUGGCCUUUCACGGGAAUGGUAUGGGCCGUAGUCCUAGUCACCUUACUAAUAAUACCACCUGUGGUACUUCUAGCAGGAUUUCUAGAACCGGGGGAGUGGUUUCGUCACAUCAGCAAUGUAGAGUUUUACGUCGUUGGAAUUUUUCUUACCCGUGCCCAUCCACUGCACCUUGUACCUUCAUCAUCAGGAAUGAGGAUAUUAGUCAUAACUAACUGGAUAGCCGCCAUGGUGCUCGCUGUAGCCUAUAAAUCCUCCCUAAUUGCUUUUCUCACUGUACCUCUUCAGGCCUCACCAGUGAAUACACUCGAGGAACUUUUGUCUUCAGGCCUUGACUGGGGUGUGCGAGAUCGCGGAGGUUGGGAUGAAUGGUUCAGCAACUCGCUCGAUCCAACCUCAAGAAAAAUUGCGGAAGGUUUCCAGUAUGUUGAAGGAAUCGAAGGUGGUUUGGCUCGCGUUAUGGACGGAAACUUUGCAUUUAUGAAUUCCGGUACAUUUCUUCGCUACCUAGUUGCCAGCAGUUAUACGGACGAGUUCGGUGAGACUAAGCUGCACAUCGCCAAGCAAUGCUUCGUUCCAUUCAGGUAA
Portunus trituberculatus (swimming crab) is the source of this 1224-nucleotide messenger RNA. Its product is annotated as ionotropic receptor 21a-like. Lineage: Eukaryota; Metazoa; Arthropoda; Malacostraca; Decapoda; Portunidae. The transcript has 8 exons. Gene Ontology annotation, cellular component: membrane. Gene Ontology annotation, molecular function: glutamate-gated receptor activity. The record is from RefSeq and is a predicted model, not a curated record. The coding region runs from base 1 to 1224 and encodes 407 amino acids.